Messenger RNA from Oppia nitens, 3048 nucleotides. RefSeq names its product V-type proton ATPase 116 kDa subunit a 1-like. Lineage: Eukaryota; Metazoa; Arthropoda; Arachnida; Sarcoptiformes; Oppiidae. Gene Ontology annotation, biological process: proton transmembrane transport; vacuolar acidification. Gene Ontology annotation, molecular function: ATPase binding; proton-transporting ATPase activity, rotational mechanism. Gene Ontology annotation, cellular component: plasma membrane; vacuolar proton-transporting V-type ATPase complex; vacuolar proton-transporting V-type ATPase, V0 domain. The coding region runs from base 270 to 2855 and encodes 861 amino acids. The transcript has a single exon. The record is from RefSeq and is a predicted model, not a curated record.
GAUAUUACAGUUAGUAUUUGCGUUCAAUUAAUUGGUUGCCAUUAAUACUCCACUUAUUGAUUGUUGGAAACACUUUUGUAUGACUUUUCCCUAUCAAUAGAUAGAUAGGGAAUACUCUUGAAAAAGGGGCGGAAUUGGUAUCAAUUAUUUUUUAAGACCACAUUUAUUUUACUGACAUUUAUCGGCGAGAAAGUGAGAUUGAGGCACAGCAACAACGACAACAACAACUACCGCUGCGGACAACAAGAGACAACACCCGCAAGACAACAAUGGGGUCACUGUUCCGGUCAGAGCCGAUGACACUGUGUCAGCUGUUUUUGCAAAGUGAGGCCACCUAUAACUGUAUCGCCGAAUUGGGUGCACUGGGUUUGGUCGAGUUUAAGGACCUGAACGGCCAGAUCAACGCCUUUCAGCGCCGGUUUGUCAACGAAAUUCGCCGGUGCGACGAAAUGGAGCGCAAACUUCGCUUUCUGGACAAAGAGAUUCGCCGCGAACUGAUACCAGUGCUCGACAUCGGCGACGAUCCCGAACCGCCGCAACCGAAAGAGAUGAUUGAAUUGGAGCAGACGUUCGAGAGGUUGGAGACUGAACUCAAAGAUGUCAACCAUAACGCAGAAGCGCUGAAGAAGACCUACUCGGAGUUGGUUGAGUUGAGACAAAUACUCAACAAAAGUGAUUAUUUUCUGGACGAAGCCGAGAACAGACAACGUCGCGAAUCGCUCGGCGCCACUGACGAUACCACUCGAAUACUGCCGGACGACUCUCAUCACCCGUACUCUACGGGUCGGCUGUCGUUUGUGGCCGGAGUUAUACGACGCGACCGACAGAUGACUUUCGAGCGUAUGCUUUGGCGCGUCUGUCGCGGAAAUGUUUUUCUCCGUCAACGAGAAAUUGAUAAACCAUUGGAAGAUCCAACUACUGGUGAUUUAGUAUUCAAGUCAGUGUUCAUCAUCUUCUUCCAGGGCGACCAACUGAAAGCCAAAGUCAAGAAGAUAUGCGAAGGUUUUCGGGCGACAAUAUAUCCGUGUCCUGAGGACGCCGCCGAUAGACGUCUAAUGGUCAGCAAUGUGUUGUCCCGUAUUGACGACCUAAACACUGUUUUGAGUCAGACCAACGAACACCGACACCGUGUACUACUGGCCUCAGCUAAGAAUUUGCGAAAUUGGUUCAUAAAAGUCAGAAAAAUGAAAGCCAUCUUUCAUUCGAUGAAUAUGUUUGCCUUUGAUGUCACCCAAAAGUGUCUGAUAGCCGAGUGCUGGUGUCCUACCGAUCGAUUGGACAACGUUAGGAUGGCCUUACGGUAUGGAACCGAACGCAGCGGUUCGUCGGUGCCGUCUAUCUUGAACCGUAUGGAGACUAGCGAACAGCCGCCGACGUUCAACAGGACUAACAAAUUUACUGUUGGUUUCCAAACUAUUGUUGACGCUUACGGUGUGGCCAACUAUGGCGAAGUAAAUCCUGCGCCGUAUACUAUCGUUACGUUUCCAUUCCUGUUUGCCGUUAUGUUUGGUGACGCCGGUCACGGCGUUCUCAUGGCUUUAUUCGCCCUUUGGAUGGUUCUCAAGGAACGCCAAUUAGCCGCACAAAAGUCCAACAAUGAGAUUUGGCUAACCUUUUUCAAUGGUCGAUACCUUAUCCUAUUGAUGGGACUGUUUUCCAUUUACACGGGAUUCAUAUAUAACGACUGUUUUGCCAAAUCGAUGAACAUAUUUGGCUCUCAGUACGUGGCGCCGUCACCGCAGGACGUGGCCAUUAACAAGACAGAUGUACCGCGCUUUACAACUGCUUCAUACGGAUUAAACUCGAAAAUUAAUAUCAAACACGACAGUCUGCCCUAUCUGUUAGGUAUUGAUCCUAUUUGGCAGGUCAGCGAAAACAGGAUAGUAUUCCUCAAUACAUACAAAAUGAAAGUGUCGGUCAUUCUCGGUGUUAUGCAAAUGCUUUUCGGUGUUAUACUGUCCCUAUGGAACCACACGUACUUCAAGAAAUAUAUUAACAUAUUUGUCGAAUUCAUACCUCAGGUAUUGUUCCUGUUAUGCAUUUUCGGUUAUAUGAUAGGCAUGACAUUCGCCAAAUGGUUUCUAUACGACGAGACCAACUCGAAUGAUGCCCCGUCGGUACUCAUCUGUCUUAUCAAUAUGUUUUUGUUCAAAUACGACGCCGACGAUGACCCUAAAGCGCCUAAAUAUCUGAAACAAUGGUAUCCCAACCAGAAACUUAUACAAACAAUUUUGUUGGUAAUAGCAUUGAUAUGUGUGCCGUGGAUGUUGGCCAUCAAACCGUGGUAUUUGAAUCGGGUGGAUAAGAAAAAGCAGGCGCUUAUCCGCCGUCAUUCUGACGGUAACGACACCAGCGUCUUAGUGGUUGUCGAAGACUCGAACGAUAGUGGCGGCGGCGGACACGAUGGUCACGGAGGCGGACCAUUCGAUUUAGGUGACACCAUCAUCAAUCAGGCCAUUCAUACCAUUGAAUACUGUUUGGGGUCCAUAUCCCAUACGGCCAGUUAUUUGCGUCUUUGGGCACUAAGUCUGGCCCAUUCGCAGCUCAGUGAUGUACUCUGGAAUAUGGUGAUGAAAAUUGGCUUAACUGGCCUCGAGGGUAUGCCAUAUUUUGUUAAUGGUAUCGUAAUGUUCCUUAUAUUUGCCAUCUGGGCUGGCCUUACCGUCUCUGUCCUAUUGGUUAUGGAGGGUCUGAGCGCUUUCCURCACGCCCUACGUCUACAUUGGGUUGAAUUUCAGAGCAAGUUUUACAGCGGCGCCGGUAUCAUGUUUCAGCCGUUUUCGUUUGAAGUUAUCCUCGAUGUGGCCGAAAAAGAAGCCGAAGCGGCCAUUUCGGCUGCAUCGGCCAACUCCUAAUAAAUAUAUAUCAAUAUUAUAAAAUGACAUUUAAUUAUUAUAUAAAUACAGUAAAUUACUACCGGGUAUAAUACUAUAGUAUUUUUUGUUGGUGACAUAUACAGUACAUACURAGUUUAUAUACGGUAGUGAAAUAUAAUUGAAAAUAAUAAUUAUUUUUGUAUUUUUUAAAAAAUUAUUCUUAUAAAUUAUU